UUCCUGUUGGUGGUUUUAUGUUUUUAAGAUCUUAGCAAAGCCAUGUCUCAAGAUGGCGCGUCUCAGUUUCAAGAAGUCAUUCGACAAGAACUAGAAUUAUCUGUGAAGAAGGAACUAGAAAAAAUACUUACCACAGCACCAUCACAUGAGUUUGAGCACACUAAAAAAGACCUUGAUGGAUUUCGGAAGCUAUUUCAUAGAUUUCUGCAAGAAAAGGGGCCUUCUGUAGAUUGGGGAAAAAUCCAGAGACCUCCAGAAGAUUUGGUAAGUUUUAGAUAAAAUGUAGGAAAAUUUAAGGUAAUUUAAAACCUGGGUUUAAAUUUGGGGGUGAGGUACUGUGGAUAAGAAGCAUCACUUGAGACAUAGACAGGAAUUGUUUUGCAUUCUCUUCCUUCAUGCCAAAACUACAGAGGUAGCCUACUGGUUUCCCUUCUGUUAGGCCCAUCUUUUCAGUCCUGCAGAGG
Ailuropoda melanoleuca (giant panda) is the source of this 464-nucleotide messenger RNA. Its product is annotated as UTP--glucose-1-phosphate uridylyltransferase-like. NCBI's taxonomy places the organism in Eukaryota, Metazoa, Chordata, Mammalia, Carnivora, Ursidae. Bases 43 to 279 code for a protein of 78 amino acids. The transcript is spliced from 2 exons. The record is from RefSeq and is a predicted model, not a curated record.